UAUGAGCCGUUCUUGCACAAAAUAUACAAAUAAACGAGAAAAGAAAAAGAUACAGACCAAUCGUAGAAGACUACUAUUUCUUCUUAAGUAUCCUAUCAACCAAUUACCUAUAGACCAGCUUCCCAGCAUUGGAAUUGUUCUUAGAUACAUACAGUUUAUCAAAUCUCCAAGGUCUUUGAAAUUUAAAUCUCAUAAGCUAAUUGAGGCUUGCUCUCAAACGUUUCCAGGAAAAGAUCUUAUCUGCAAGGGUGGAUUAUGUAAAAAUCCCAACAACAGAUGUGUUACUUCUCUUGUAAUGGAUGUGUGGAACAAAGCUGGUUUCGGAGAGUUUAUCCUUUCUGGAGCUGCUGUCAGGGAUAAGAUUUUGAAAUUCCAUACUAAGUAUUGCAAAGCUGAUCCAUUUGAGAAAACUAAACUGGGAUUCCAGAAUUAAUAGAUUUACUAAGAUCCAGAGUGAGUUCAUUCAGAGAGCACCAAACUCUUCGACAUAUCUGUAGUGAGGUUUGAGGAAAAAAUCCAAUCAGAUCGCCUUCGUACCCAGGAUGCCAAGGCGGAAGACAUUUAGUUUUUUUUUGACCAGAAUAAGAAUCGAAAAAUGUAUGUAAUUACAGAAAUAGACAAAGAAUUUGAAGCAUUUAUUAAAAAUAGACAAAAUUGUUGGCAGAGAAUGAAGAAUAUGAAGAUUACAACAGCGGAAAAAGGUAAAAAGAAAAUAGUUUUUAAUGAGGUUUCAAUUGGUAAUAAAGCUAUUUUGAAAAUUAGGAGAUCAGAUAUUGCAAGACAUAAUGGAAACAUUGAAGGAAAAAAGACUUGUCCUGCACUUCGACAGCAAAAAAAUAAAAGAGAUGGAGGAUAAUCUAAAUAUUAUUGUUACUGUUGAAAGAGUUUCUGUUAGUGUUACAUCACCAGAUAUUGACGACACAAAUAACAUUCUCUUAGAAGUAGUUCAAACUCAAAGUUCCAACGGAGUUGAUUAGGCAGAUUUAAUCUUAAAUCUCCUAGAGUAUUACAAUAUUGUUGAUCAGAUCUUCGCCAUAUGCUGUGACACUACUGCUUCCAACACUGGAGUAUUUGCUGGAGCCAUUACCAUCCUCACAAACAUCCUCAGCAUUCCGUUUCUCUUGUUUCUCUGCAGACGUAAGAUGUUUGAGAUAAACAUCUCACAUUUCAUGGAGGCUCUUAAUAGUAAAAAAACAAAGGGGCCCAGGAGAGCACUAUAUUUAAGACUUCAGAAAGGCCAAACAUCAAGGAGGAGGUGGAUAAGAUGGAGGAGGUAAUUAGGUUUGACUGGAAUGAGCUACAGGUUGGAUCAUCCUUGUACAACAUUGCAAGGGAUGUUUUAGAGUUUUGCAAAAAGACACUGACCACAAAGACAUUUAAAAAAGGCGACUACAUGAAGCUCUGCAAACUAGUUGUAUUCUAUUUAGGAGGAGAUGUACCGGGGUUUCGUUUUCAUCAACCUGGAGCCUGCCACGAAGCCAAGUAUGGUUAAAGUAUAUUAUCAAUAAUUUGUAUUAUUAGAAGAGAGUAUAUUUUCGCUAUUUUUCUAUAUAACUAAUAAUAAUAAUUUAUUCUUAUUUUUAAUAAAGUUCAUGGCAGAUGCUCUAUACCUAUUGACACU
Molecule: messenger RNA, 1621 nt
Organism: Hydra vulgaris (swiftwater hydra)
Lineage: Eukaryota; Metazoa; Cnidaria; Hydrozoa; Anthoathecata; Hydridae
Source: RefSeq, a predicted model, not a curated record